This is a messenger RNA of Sphaeramia orbicularis (orbiculate cardinalfish), 2221 nucleotides long. It is a transcript of the gene blnk, whose product is annotated as B cell linker. The transcript is spliced from 24 exons. Gene Ontology annotation, biological process: cell surface receptor protein tyrosine kinase signaling pathway; intracellular signal transduction. The coding region runs from base 143 to 1696 and encodes 517 amino acids. NCBI's taxonomy places the organism in Eukaryota, Metazoa, Chordata, Actinopteri, Kurtiformes, Apogonidae. The record is from RefSeq and is a predicted model, not a curated record.
GUGUUGGUUUAAUGUGGUGACCUCCCUGGGUAUGUACUUCUCCCUGUAGAUUGUGACUGGCGUGUUGGAGCGUGACGGGUCAGACUAUUAUUGUACUUCCAAAUACGAAGACCUGCUCAGCGGUUCCCCUGUUGAGACAGAAAUGAACCUGCCAUCCAGAGAGGAGUGUGAGGGGUGGGAUCAGGCACAGGUAGCCUUCUUCAUGUGCAAGAACAAGAUGCCUGAAUGUGUUACCACUGUUAACAGAUUAAAAAUCGACGGACAGAGACUCCUGAACCUGUCUGACAGUGACCUGAGCAGGUUCAGUCUCAUCCACCAGCCGCAGCUUCAGAAAAUCGUCCAGGACAUUAAGAAGAAUGACGGCAGCUUAUUGAACAAACUAAGAAGAUUGAAAGGCAGACCAGUUCCUAAAUUACCUGCAAGGGAUUACAGAGAUGCUGAUAGAGAGGACGAUGAAGACUCUGACCCUGAAUAUGAUAAUGACGACCAGUAUGAGGAUCCACACGAGGACCAGGACGACAGCUACGAACCUCCUCCCGCCCACAGAGUCUUCAGCGCUACUCCUUCUACUUCCUUCCCUCGGGGGGAGUAUCUCGACAGCUGCCGUAACCGUCCCAGUCGCCCCCCCAAUCAGCCCCUCCGCCCAGGCAAGGCCUCCAAGCAGCUGCCCCCCACACCCACCCACUCGGCGGCCGAUGAAGAGGACUAUGUCACUCCAGAUGACAACAACGAUGAUGACAACUAUGUGGAACCUGAAGACGAACCACCCACCCACAACCUACAGAAUCCUAAGAGCCGUGUUAUGAGCAGAACAAUGAGAGACCGACCCAUGAUACCGACACCGGAGCGAUCACCCAGUCCUGAUUUUUAUGAAGUUCCUGACAAAGAGGAGAACUCCCCAGCUCCACCACCAAGCAGACUGCGUCCUGUCCCCACAACAAAAUCACCCUCUUUACCCCCUAAACCCAUCCCCAGACCGAAUACAAGAAGAUGUCAUCUGACUGUCCAGGAACCAACAGGAGAAGAUGAAUAUGAAGUGUGUGACCCAGAUGAUGGUUGCAACGAUAAACCAGCAGAGGGUCGUCCUCCAGUUUUACCCAAACCUCUGCCCAGAGAGAGGUCACCAAAGCCUCCUCUAAGGCCGAGGCCAGAGUCAAAACCACGGGAAUUUGAGAGUCGAACGCUGCCUGUGAUAAACCCUGAGCUGCCUCCGACUCCUCCUAAAGGAUAUUCACUGGACCAAAAACGACCAAAGAUUCCUCUUCCACAGUUUACCGCCCACAGACAAACUGACAGAGGAAGUGUUUCUGCUGAAAAUGGAGUCACAGACCAAGAUAUGGAUGCAGACGUCUAUAGGAAACCGUGGUACGCCGAAGCAUGUGACCGCAAGACCGCUGAUGACGUCCUGUUACGAUGCAGUCAAGACGGGGGGUUCAUGGUGAGGAAGAGCUCCGGUCAGGAUGCACAGCAGCCGUACACCUUAGUGGUGUUUUACAAAGGCAGAGUCUACAACAUCCCCAUCCGCUACAUCCCAACCACCAAACAGUACGCCCUGGGAAGAGAGAAGAGGGGCGAGGAGUAUUUCAGUAACGUGUCCCACAUCAUUGAGAACCACCAGAGGAUUCCACUGGUUCUGAUCGACAGCCAGAGUAACACCAAAGACGCCACCAAGCUCUGCCUCCCAGUGAAGCCCUAAAGCAGGGGUGUCAAACACACGGCCCGUGGGCCAGAACUAGCCCGCCAAAGGGUCUGACCCAGCCCAUGGGACGGAUUAGUAAAGCACAAAAAUUACACUGAAGAUAUUAACAGUAAAGGAUGUUAAAAGACUUUUAGUUCAGGGGCCACAUACAGACCAAUAUGAUCUAAAGUAAAAUAAUAACCUAUAGAUAAUGACUGAAUUUUCUUCUUGGUGUAAUGUGAAAAAAAUUAUAUUACUUUAUGCCCAUAAAUAAGAACUUUUUUUAUUAGUGCAAAAAAAUAAUAUUGAAUUAUAAAAAUAUUUACAGUAACAAACUAUCCUUUAAUAAUAAAAUGUAAAUAACCUGAACAAAUGUCACUGUUUUUGCCUUUUUUUAUAGUUACUGUAUUAUUAUUUUCUUAUAAUAUUUCUUGUACUGUAUAUUUGGUGUUGUGCUUCUAUUGGAACCUCAUUAGAUCAAUACAGUUUUAUCUAAUCUAAUCUAAUCUAAUCUAAUCUAAUCUAAUCUAAUCUAAUCUAAUC